Molecule: messenger RNA, 2803 nt
Organism: Entelurus aequoreus (snake pipefish)
Lineage: Eukaryota; Metazoa; Chordata; Actinopteri; Syngnathiformes; Syngnathidae
Product: high-affinity choline transporter 1-like
Exons: 9
Coding region: 71-1861 (596 amino acids)
Biological process (GO): transmembrane transport; choline transport; neuromuscular synaptic transmission
Cellular component (GO): axon; plasma membrane; dendrite
Molecular function (GO): choline:sodium symporter activity
Source: RefSeq, a predicted model, not a curated record
CUCCCACGGAGCCGUCGGCACAUGUUUCUAGACGCUCCUCAGGUCCUCCGUGCGUCCUCGCUGCGCGGCCAUGACCAUCCACGUGGAAGGACUGGUGGCCAUCGCGGUCUUCUACCUGCUCAUCCUCUUCGUGGGCAUCUGGGCGGCGUGGAAGAACAAACACUCGGGGGAGGCGGAGGGCACGGACCGCAGCGAGACCAUCAUGGUGGGAGGCAGAGACAUCGGCUUGUUCGUCGGGGGAUUUACCAUGACGGCAACUUGGGUGGGAGGAGGAUACAUUAACGGCACUGCUGAGUAUGUUUAUCUCCCGGAUAACGGCUUGGCUUGGGCACAAGCCCCCUUUGGAUACGCCCUCAGUCUCGUGGUUGGCGGACUCUUUUUCGCCAAGCCCAUGCGCUCCCGAGGUUACGUCACCAUGCUGGACCCCUUCCAGCAGCUGUACGGGAAACGCAUGGGCGGCCUCCUCUUCAUUCCCGCUUUAAUGGGGGAGAUCUUCUGGUCCGCCGCCAUCUUGUCCGCUCUCGGUGCCACGCUCAGCGUCAUCGUGGACAUCAACAUCAAAAUGUCGGUGGUCCUCUCGGCCCUCAUCGCCAUCUUCUACACGCUGGUGGGCGGACUUUACUCGGUGGCGUACACGGACGUGGUGCAGCUCUUCUGCAUCUUCGUGGGCCUGUGGAUCAGCGUUCCGUUCGCUCUGACCAACCCGGCCGUGUCGGACAUCACGGUGACGGCAGUGCGGGAAGUGUACCAGGCGCCAUGGAGAGGCAGCAUCAACAAGAGUGACACCUGGGUCUGGAUCGACAAUUUUUGCCUGCUGAUGCUCGGAGGCAUUCCUUGGCAGGUGUACUUCCAAAGAGUCCUGUCCGCGUCCUCCGCCACCUACGCACAAGUCCUCUCCUUCCUGGCGGCGUUCGGGUGCCUGGUCAUGGCCGUCCCCUCGGUUCUCAUCGGAGCCAUCGGGGCCUCAACAGACUGGAACCAAACCACAUAUGGCGCCAUUCCCCCUAAGGACAAGGAGCAGGCGGACAUGAUCCUUCCCAUCGUUCUCCAGCACCUCUGCCCGCCGUUCGUCUCCUUCUUCGGCCUGGGCGCCGUCUCCGCCGCCGUCAUGUCGUCCGCCGACUCCUCCAUCCUGUCCGCCAGCUCCAUGUUUGCCAGGAACAUCUACCAGCUGGCCUUCAGACAGUCGGCGUCGGAUCGCGAGAUCGUGUGGGUGAUGCGCAUCACCAUCUUUGUGUUCGGCGGCCUGGCCACGGUGAUGGCGCUGGUCACCGGCACGGUUUACGGCCUGUGGUACCUCAGCUCCGACCUGGUGUACGUCAUCAUCUUCCCUCAGCUCCUCAGCGUGCUCUUCGUCAAAGGCACCAACACGUACGGCUCGGUGGCCGCCUACUUUUUCGGCAUGGUGCUGCGCAUCGGCGGAGGCGAGCCCUACCUGCAGCUGCCGCCUUUCAUUUACUACCCGGGCUGGACCGUGGAGCAGCGCAAGCAUCACAUCACCGGAGAAAUGGAGGACGCGGUCAUCCAGAAGUUCCCGUUCAAGACGGCCUCCAUGCUGGCCUCCUUCCUCGGCAACGUGGCCUUCUCCUACCUGGCCAAGUACCUCUUCGAGAGCGGCAAGCUGUCCCACAAGUACGACUUCCUCGACGCCGUGGUGUCCAAGCACAGCGGCGAGAUCAUGGAUAAGACCACGCUCGUGACUCGGGGCAACGACAUCGGGCUGUCGGAGAUGGCGCCCGUCAAGCCGCGGCUGAGCGUGACCCUGGCGGCCGCCUUCACGCGCCGCGACACGCUGCCGGCGGAAACGGUGGAGGAGGAGGAGGAGGAGUCGAGCCCCGACUCCUCCCAUCACGAUGAAUAAAACAACAACUCAGGGUGUGAUUUUUAAGGCGACCGGAUCUGGUCAUGCUGUCAAUCAAAGACGAAGAGCCAAAGUCCUCUCACCGACAGUGAGGGACCACACGGACUGGAAUAACAUUUUUCACACUCAUUUAGCGGGGAGUCGUGCAACUGGACUUUUUUCUUCUUCACCAACAGCGUCAUGUAGUUCAACAACACCCGGGGCCGCUCUUCCCUACACGCAGAUCACACCGGGGGCCCCCCGAAAUAAAUGUUCGAUUUAGCCAGCGGCAGCCCUGACAACAUGUAAACAACAAUGUAUAAAUAUUGUUGAAAAUACUUGAUGGAUAAAUACUAGGGGUGUAACGGUACACACAAAUUUCGGUUCGGUACGUACCUCGGUUUAGAGGUCACGGUUCGGUUGAUUUUCGGUACAGUAAGAAAACAACAAAAUUUUUUGGUUACUUAUUUACCAAAUUUGUCAACAAUGGCUGUAUCCUUUUAACACUGGGAACACUAUAAUAAUUCUGCCCACGUUAAUCAACAUUAAACUGCCUCAAGUUGUUGCUCAGAUUAAAUCAAAUGACAAAACUUUUCUUCUACAUAUAAAAAGUGCAACAUUAAACAGUUUCAAGUCAACUCAUCAUGAUUUAUUAUAGCAUUUGGGAAGCCUGCAGGGACCCUGCCAUUCAAAACUAGGCUGCUACAUUACUAAUGAUUCAUGUAACUAUAGCUGAAAAAAAUAGUACACUAGCAAUAGGAGAGACUAUUCAUCCCUGAACACCGUGGAGUUCAUGUAGGCUUAAUGAUGCAGUUACAUUAUUAUAUCAACUAUCAGAGACAGAAACUCUUCAUUUAACAUAAUGUCCUUUUUUGCUGCUUCAACACAGCUCAAUCAACACAGAAAAAGGUCAAGUGAAAUAACAGACAGACAGGGCUUUGCUGUCCGUAACACACACGCACG